Molecule: messenger RNA, 5189 nt
Organism: Pygocentrus nattereri (red-bellied piranha)
Lineage: Eukaryota; Metazoa; Chordata; Actinopteri; Characiformes; Serrasalmidae
Gene: pip5kl1
Product: phosphatidylinositol-4-phosphate 5-kinase-like 1
Exons: 12
Coding region: 578-2005 (475 amino acids)
Biological process (GO): phosphatidylinositol metabolic process
Molecular function (GO): phosphatidylinositol kinase activity
Source: RefSeq, a predicted model, not a curated record
CGCUCCAUAAUCUGCAUUUGCACAUUUGACGGUGAUUGUCCUUAUGAUGUCUCUUAUGUUGCGUUCCUUUCAUUCAACGUGGAUGAGAAACAUGAGGAGGACGCACGAGGUUGAAGUUCCUAUUCGCCAACUUCGUGUCGUAACUCGUAACUCCUCAGUCCGCCUUAAAUGGUGCAGCAGUCAGUGCAGCACCCUCAGGCGCCACAUUGUAAUUGCUGCACUAUUUAAGGUGGAACGGAGAGCUCCACUUACGCGUUUGACGGUGGCUCCUUUCGAUAAACCUCGGGGGUCGAGAAUAUAAAAGCUGUACCAUUUAAGGUGGACCGGGGAGUUCCAGUGAGAAACUAUCUUCAGUAGGAUGGCAUCCUCUUGCGUUCGGCCGAGCUUUUGCCUGCAGCUCCAGCAGCAGUCAGCGCUGCUCUGCUCAGCGCAGCCACAGUGAGGCAGGGGCAGGGGCAGGGAUGGAGCUGGCCACAGAAAGCCAUGUGUCAUCUGAGGACAGAAGGAAUGCGCUGAUCCCUCGCACUGGACAUGACAUGAACCACUGACUCCAUUAUGAAUCAAGCAGAGGCUGAGGAUGCUGUCUGUUGGUGACACUUUGGUAACACUUGCAGCUGAAGCCUUCCAGGUGCAGAUGGAGAUGUCUGGGCCUGGUGGGAGCCGGCGAACCCGCACGGUGAAGAGGAGGGUGUGGGGAGGGCUGCGGCAAUGGAAGCUGCUGGGCAUGUUCGAGAUCGACCAGCAGCAUGAAUUCUACAGCCUCACCUGCAUGAUGAAGGAAGGACUGUCGGCGGCCGUGCAGAACACCAUCGACAACCCAAUACCUGACGAACUCUCUGAGGAUGAUUACAAACUUGAGGUGACACAAAUCCAUAAGGACUUCAGGAUGGAGACGUUUGCAGGGCCGGUGUUCGCCAGCUUGCGCCGCUCCCUGGGGAUGACUGAGAAAGAGUAUCAGCACUCUCUCUCCUCAGAAGGCUGCUACCUGCAGUUCAUCAGCAAUUCAAAGAGCAAAGCAGACUUCUUUCUAACGAAUGAUAAGCGGUUCUUUCUGAAGACCCAGAACAGAAGGGAGGUGCGGUUCCUCUUGUCUAAUCUGAGGAUUUAUAUGGAACAUCUGGAGAAGUUCCCCCACUCACUCCUGGUUAAGUUUUUAGGUGUUCACAGAAUCAAGAUCCCCCAUCGGAGGAAGAAGUAUUUUAUAGUGAUGCAGAGCGUCUUCUACCCUGAUGAGAGAAUUGUUGCCAGGUAUGACAUUAAAGGCUGUGAGGUGAGCCGGUGGACUGACCCAGCACCUGAGGGCAGUCAGGUCAUUGUUGUUCUCAAGGAUCUCAAUUUUGAGGGACAGUUUAUCACAUUAGACCACCAGCGGCCGUGGCUGCUGCGUCAGGUGGAGAUCGACACAGCCUUCCUGCGGGCACUGAACGUGCUGGACUACAGCCUCUUGCUGGCCCAUCAGCCCCUGCACCAGGACGAGCGCAACCAUAGCCUUUCCUUCGCCACUCUCAUCAUGCGUACCAAAAAAUCCUUCUCUUUGCUCUCCACAAGGCCAAUGGCAGGCAGGUCAGUGAAUGCAGUCUCUGGUCCUGCUGUCCCAGGGGCUGUACCCGAGGAAGACUCCACGGUCCUGGCUCCUGGUCCAGAAGUGGACUGCGGGACAUCCCAGGGCCAUGUCACAGAUAUCCAUGGUGAUGGCUCUCGAGGGCAUUCUCCAGAACAGGGCGAGCGGUCCUCUAGGGCCGGGGCUGAAUCGGCCGAAUUGCGAGAGUUCCAGGCCCAGAACCGGCGGCUGCUGCCAAACUUCAAAAACCCUCUGCAUGUCAUUGAUGGACCCGAGCAGCGCUACUUCAUAGGCAUCAUCGACAUUUUCACUGUCUAUGGCUUCAAGAAGAGGCUGGAACACCUGUGGAAGAGACUGAGGCAUCCAGGGCAAUCCUUCUCCACUGUCAGCCCUCCAGUCUACUGCCAAAGGCUAUGCCAGUGGGUGAAUGACCAUAGCAAAUAGUUUGUGCUGAGGGACAGCAGUAAUGACUGGAAAUAUGAAAUGUGCUCAGAAGCAUGCUACACAUCCAUACAGUGACUGGUAAAGGAACAGGAGACUAUGAAACUACAUAUUUCAGCAAUUUAAGACACCCAGAUAUAAGUUUACAGUUAGUUUCACAGCUGCUGAAAGAGAGUGCUUGUUUUUAACAUUCAUUCAGCACUUACAGUCUUAAAGGGGAACAAUUCUGCGCAGUUCAGUCAUUAAGAUUUAAACACAGUCAUUCAGAGUGGUUUGAUGUGUUCUAGAAAAACCUAUAGGGUCAGAAUGUUUAUAGUGGUGGUGAUAGGAACCAGAGUUCUGAAGCAUUCAAUGUCUCCAAAAAAAGCUACCUCAUAAAACGGUUACACGAAAUUACACAAAAUGGUUACAACUGUGUUGCCUGAUGUCAUAGAGAUUGUUUUACAAUAGUUUUGAGACAAAAUGUUUGCCUAAAUAAUAUUUUUUGGCCUGCAGUGCAAAGCAAAGAGGUAUAUGCAGGGCGUUGUUUUUUUUUUUUUUUUAUAGAUUUAUCUACAUCACAUAUAUGAACUCAGAGGACCUGUGUAGGCUCACUGGUGGAAUAUAAUAGAAGGGCUAUAUUUGCAUUGCACAUCACAACCCCUGGUUCCUGUCACCACCGUAAAGAAAUCGUUGACUCAGCAGUGCACCAUUUUGCAUCAAACUGGUCUGUACGACUUUGUUUACAUCUUAAGGAUUGAAUUAUUAAGAAUCAGUGGAAUUCUUUCAUAAAAAUAAAGUUUUCCGUUAAAGGGUUCUUUGCAGUGAUGUCACAGACGAACCAUGUUUGAUUCCCUAAACAACCUUUCAGUGUAUGGUUCUUUAAAGAACCAUUUUUGUAAAUGAUGUGCGAGUGCUUAAUAAAUGUUCCACCUAAUGUAAAAGUUUUAACACCAAUUACAGGUGUUUUGGAGCACCAUACAGGUGGCCAAGAACCAUUUAGGAGCCUUUAUUUUUAUAACCACAGUGCUAACACAAAAGGAUGUUACUGUGCAAGAUUAGUGGUUCUCAAUCCUGGUCCUGGAGGCCUCUUGUCCUGCAUCUGACUCCACCAAUCAAUUCAUUUACAGACCCUCCUUGAGGUGAACUGAUGGCCUGUUUCAAAGCCUACAGAGUUUUAGGUUUUUACUUUAGUGUGCACAUAUGUGACUGUUCUAAACUUCCAGUCUGUUUACAACAAACAAAUCACGGAAGUGAUGAGUGGAUGGGGUAGCAAAAUAUUUGCAUUUAUUCCUUCAUGCCAGGCUACUUGAAAACGGUUUGCAAACCAGAUACCAAUAUAUGCAAAUGUUUUGUGCUGCUGUUCAAAUGACAUGUUUUGUUGCUUUUCUAAGUGAAAAUAAGUUACCACAUUCUCUACAGAGAACACACUUUUAGUGUGCAAAUACUGUUUGUUUGCUGGACUGAACAUAUCGGGGAAAAGAUUAAAACAUAAAAUAUGGCCUGUGCAAUAAAUUGCAUAUGUCUGUGUCUCUGCCCUGUGAUGGACUGUGUUUUCCAAUAAGGUAAACUCAGCAAAUAAUAGAAAUUGUGCACUAAACUUUGAAGAAAAAUACCAAAUUAACAAAAAAUGUAAUUUGACCAGCGCUGUCCAAACUUUUGCAUAUGACUGUAGGUCAUGUAAGUAAAUUUGAGUUUUCUUUGAAGUCAAAUGCAUAUGUCAGACCCUGCUGGUGUGGGUUUCCUCUCUUUCAGUGAUGCACUUUUGGAGAUUUUUUUUUAGUUUGCCAAACAUGGCUUUAUAAUGAUCUGUUGAUACCAAGUUUAUGCCAACUUAUCACUAAGCUAAUUCAUCAAGAGAGUCAGUUUUAAUCAAUUAGUUUUAUUUGUCUUUUUUUAACCGUGACAGUCUUCUAUUGCUUUCCAGAAAAUAGCAACUCUAGCACACAUAGCAGCUACCAAACACACAAAAACAUAGCAUUGCUGACCAUAAGUUAAACUAACUAACACCCAUUUCUUGUUUAAUUCGAAUUUUAAAGUGUUUGAAAACAUUUGCAAACAAGAUGCCAGAAAUAGGUUCUUGUAUAUGGUAACUGAAUGGUCUGCUGCACAUGACUGAGUUUUUCUAACAAGCUAUCGUUCUAUACACGUAAGCUUUGUAGCAUAGUAAGCUAAUAAUCAAGUAAGGCUGGUAGAGAGAAAAGUGAAGUUAGCUGCUUGCUACACGUCCAACUCACUUAACUACUCUCUGUUUUAGCUUAUAAUGGUAACGUAAUAUGACUAGUGUGGAAGAUUUCUUUGAAAAAUAAUAGAAUAAAUAUGUAAAUAUCUUCUUAAAUAACUUAGUUUUUUCCUGAAAUCCAGGGUAAUAACAGAGAGUUUCAUGCCCCUUUGAAGCAGUAACAGCCUCUACUUUUCUGGACAGGUUCCACAUUUGAACAUUGCAGUGAGGAUUUGAUUACAUUCACCCAUAAGCACAUUAGUGAGGUCAGGUACUGAUGUUGGAUGAUCAGUUCUGGAUCACUCCAACUCAAGUAGUUGAUGGAGUUCCAUCUCUCCAUUUAACACAGGUCCACUGCUUCACAGCCCAAUGCUGGGGGGCUUUACACCCCUCUGGUCAAUGAUUGGCAUUGGUGAUAGUGACAUUAGGCUAAAUGCUUUUCUAUGGAGAUUUUGCAAACUGUAAGACAUAUAGUGUAUUUACAUUAUUACUGUGCAAGGCAGGAGAGCUCCAAUACCAAAACUGAGAACCAAUAUCCUAGAUUUUCAUGGUGCAGUUCCAAAUGACACAAGCAAAAGCAGUGAAUUUCAUAUAAAUACCAAACAGAAACCUGGGCUACUUUGUUUGACCUACAUCUAUGUCCAUUAUCACUGAACUGUUGAUGCAGGCCUUUGAGGGAUCCUGGUCAAGAAUCAAUGCAACCUUUUCAUUUCAUGUUGUAAAAGUACAAGAGAAGGUGUAACUUCUGCUAUAGCAUUGUGGUGUGACAUGCUCUCGAAAAAGCCUGAAAUGGUCCACUGUAACGACAUAUCUAGGUGUUUUAAAUUCUGGAAUGGCGUAUAACACAUCUGUGUCACUCCAAAGACAGACGUUUCAGUUGCAGAUGAUAUUCAUGUUGCAUCUGCUUUUUGAAGCCAUGUAUGUGAGCUUUUUUUUUUUUAAGCAGUUUUAAGCCGUAUGCUAUGAUGCAGUGCAAUAAAAAUGUAA